AUGAGCCGAUCAGUCGGCGAGUUCCACCUUAUGGGUCAUCUAGGAGAGGGCUCCUUUGCCACGGUGUUCCUUGCUCGUCAGCGGGAGACGGGGAGGGAGUUCGCGAUGAAAGCCAUCAGUCGCGCUCGUGUGCAGGGAAAACUCCAAGAGAACCUGGAGUCGGAGAUCUCGAUCCUCAAGAGCUUCCGGCACGGCAACAUCGUGGAGCUCUACGACAUCAAGAAAACGGAGCGGCACAUUUACCUUGUUUUAGAGUACUGCGCGGGGGGCGACCUCAGGGCGCUGAUACGGAAGGAAGGGAAGCUGGCGGAGACGUCUGCGAGGCACUUCAUGCGCCACCUAGGCUCUGGGCUUCACUUCCUGUGGUCGAAGAACCUCGUCCACCGCGAUCUCAAGCCUCAAAACCUGCUUCUCUCGGGACCCGGCCUAGACGCCACGUUGAAGAUCGCCGACUUCGGCUUCGCACGGCACUUGGCGCAGGCCUCUAUGGCGGAGACCAUCUGCGGGUCCCCCCUCUACAUGGCCCCGGAAAUUCUUCAGGGGCACAAGUACGGCGCAAAGGCGGACCUUUGGAGCGUAGGGGCGAUCCUGUUCGAGAUGUUGGCCGGCAAGCCGCCGUUUGGGGGCCAAAAUCAGAUCCAGCUGCUGGCCAACAUCCGUCGAGGCCCGAGCCCGCCCGCCCGGGACGGCUUCUACCCGCUGCCCGACGGCGUGCCGCGACCGGGUCGCUCUUGCAACGAGCUCCUGUGCCGCCUCCUGGUGCCCGACCCGCAGCAGCGCGCGUCGUUCAGGGAAUUCUUUAAUAGCGACGUAUUGCGCUCUCCUUCGUCGGCGGUGGCGGCGGCGGAUGGCAGCGGCGCCACCGCUGUAGCCUCGGGCCGCGGGGCGGCGGAAGUUGGUCGGAGGGAAUCGUCCGCAACGGAUCGAACGGUUUCUGGUGGUGGUGGUGGUGGCGGAAGCGCGCGGAACGUUGCUGAGGGGGAUGCCUCCGCGGCAUCGGGAGCUGCGGCGGCGGCGGCGGCGGCCUACUCCGCCGGGUCGCAGCAGCAGCAGCAUCACCAGACCGUCACAAGGGUGGCGUUGGGGCGGCGGGGGCGGCGGGAACGACGCCGGGGCCGGUGCGAGGGCCAGAGGCCCCCCGGACGAGGACGGGCGGUUCAAGCCGCUGAGCCGCACGUUCAGCGAGCCCCCGGUCGUCGCGCAGCGCACGCGGCUCCAGACGCCUCCCUCGCGGGGCGCGGGCGGAAGGUCGUCGAGGGGCCCGUGGGCGGGACCCCCGCCACAGCAGGGCACCCCGUCACGGCCGCCGCUAACGCCUCCCUCGCCGGCCAAGGGCUCGGGGUCGUUGUACUCCAGGGCUCGCAGCCCUCGCCCACGCAGCGGAGGGACGGCUUGGGGCCGCCGCCCAGGGGGGUGGACGAUUCCCCCGGCCGCCGGCACUCGCGGCCUCCAUCCCUCGACCUCGGCGGGCGGGCGCCGGAGCCGACGCCCCGGGGGAACUCCCCCGGUGGCCAGGUGCUGGCGGUGGCGUCACAGGCGGCGGCAGGGGCGGCGGCGGCGCCGGAGAGGAGCUUCCAGGCGCUGAACGCUUCCCCUCCGGACGAGUACCCUCUGCAGGUGGCCGCGAUGGUGACCGCCGGGCGCCAGAGGAUGUGGGGCGGGGCGGCGGGAGGGCUGGGCGUGGCGGAAGGCGGCGGCUUCGCGUACCAAGGGGACCCGGCCUUGGCGGCGGCCGGCGGGGGAGGGUCUGACAGGAGGGGGGUGAUUGUCGGCGGGGGGCAUGCGCACGCCGCGUACCGAUUAGCGGGCGAAGGGGACGCUGGCUCGCUCGGCCCUCGACUUGUCAUCGCAGGCGGAAGGUGGGCCUGGGGAGGGACUGGGAACAUGGCGCUGGGCCUUCAGCAGCAGGGGUUGGGAGCGGCGGCCCCACGCCCUGCCGAUGGGCCGGGAGCGGGGGACGGUCGGGGAGCAGGCGCUGGAGCGGCCGUGCCGUCGCUGUCCUUGGAGGGGGUCCUGCGAUGUCUACAGAUUGUCGAAUUGUUCGGACGGCGCGCGGUUCUCUUGGCCGAGCUGGGAGAUUCUCGGGUGGCCCCCGCCAUGCGAUGCCGCCAAAAGUCGAAGCUUGACGUACACGCUCGGGCUGCCGCCGCCGGUGCAUGGGGCGCGGAAGACGGCGCGGGCGACGGUACACCCGCCGGAUCGUUUGCCCAGAACCGGGGCGGAAACUUCUGCGCGUUCUCUCGAGACAACCCUCCGCUGUUCGCCGACAUGGACGAGCCGUGGCUGCCGUCCUCGAGCAGUCAUAGCGCCUGCCAGGGCUCCCGUAGCGGUGCUGGUGGUGGCGACACCGGCUUCUUGGGGUCCUCCGUCUCCUCCUCUUCGGCGGCCUGCUGCGACAGCCACCGUCUCUUCGGCGAAGCGCUGGUCCUGUACCUCAAGAGCCUCUCCAUGGCCAAGGAGGCGAUAGUCUGGGGCAACCAGGUGGCGGCGUGGGGGUCGUCGCUUCUCUUGUGGCUGAGCGGCCAGUUCUCGGCGGUGCUGAGGAGGGCCGAGCGCUGCAGGACGGAGCUGCGCGGCUCUGCCUCGACGGAAUCACCCGCGGCCACGGCGGCGGCGGCGACGUUGAACUCCGGGGCGGCAACGACGCCGGCAGCGUCGGACACAGGCCCCGCCCUGCCGGGCCGCGGUGGUGCAAGCGCCGCCGCUAGCUCUUCUCCCGGCGCCCCUGGCGGGGUGGUGGACCCUGCGCCCGCCGUUCCCGCCCUCGCCGCCGCCGGCGGUGGUUAUGGCCGGGGGCGUGCCGUAGAUCCUGACUUGGGCUUGGGCGGUGCUAUCCUUGUCUCGGCGUCACCGGAAAGAUCCUCCGCUAUCGUUGCCGCCGAGCGUAGGGGAGGGGGGGGGGCGGGCGCGGCGGCGGCGCAGGGGGGCCACGAGCAUGGGGCGGCCCCGGCGGCGGUGGCAGUGUCUGCGAGGGAUAUCGUGGUGAGGGCGGCGCUAGCGAUGGCGAAGGAGUCGGCCGCGAGCGAGGUGCUCGGCAUGUGGGAAGCCGCUCGCAAGGGCUACGAGAAGGCCGCCCUCCUUCUAGAGACGCUUCUCCUCGACGCCUUGGUGGCAAGACCGGAGACCACAGGUGCUAACCCGAGCCGCAGUACCGUUGGCGGUAGCGGCCAGCCAGGGCCAGCCGCCGCUCCGAAACUCGCCUGGGGCACUGGGGGAGGGGGGGGGGGGGGGACCGGGGCUCCCGGAGAUUCUCUGAUCGCGUCGGGGACCCGAGGGGGGGUGCUGACCGAAGCGGACCAACGUGUUCUUCAGAACUACAUGACAAGGUUUGCCCGACGCGCAGCCGACGUUGCUGCGAACGAAAAGGAAGAGGCACGGAUCGCGGGGAGCGAGGGAGCGAAAGCCGGCACCACGGAACCCAGCGAAGUGUAAAUCUUGAGAGAGAGAGAGAGAGAGAGAGAGAGAGAGAGAGAGAGAGAGAGAGAGAGAGAGAGAGAGAGAGAGGAAGAGGUCCUUUUCCCGGCCGGAAAUCAUGGCGGCCAUUGCUGGAGGUCGAUUUUUAGGCAACGCGGGGAAGGAGGGUGCAGAUUGGGGCGACUCGGCGCUCUUGUCUUCUUUUUUCGUGAUUUUUGUUGGGACUCUCCUACUCUGUAGAUUUCAACGGAAUAACCAAGAAUGUGUUGGUAUCGUGUUUGCUGGUCGUUCUUCCCUGAACCUGCGUAGCAUUCGCUUGUGGAUGGCCUAUCGUCGAC
Messenger RNA from Ectocarpus siliculosus, 3752 nucleotides. NCBI's taxonomy places the organism in Eukaryota, Phaeophyceae, Ectocarpales, Ectocarpaceae. The record is from the annotation of a GenBank genome assembly.